This is a messenger RNA of Funneliformis mosseae, 1779 nucleotides long. The record is from the annotation of a GenBank genome assembly. Lineage: Eukaryota; Fungi; Glomeromycota; Glomeromycetes; Glomerales; Glomeraceae.
AUGUCUGGCGAGCAACAAACUGUAUUAAGACGAAGUCAACGUACUUCAACAUUAUCGAAGAGAAAACAAGAGCAAUUGUUAACAGAGCAAGCAAGGCUAACUGAAAGGCAAGCCGCACUUGAAGCAAAGAAAAAGAAAGCAAAGGUGAUAUCUGAAAAAGAUAAAAAAAAUAACACGCCGCUGACGAAUGAAGUUGCAACAACUUCUGAUAUUAUUAAAGUGAAAGAAGGAGAUUCUUUAAAUUUAGAGGAUACUCAGUCUGUUAAUACAAGUAAAAUGGAUGUAAAGAAAGAAUCUGAUAACUCGCGUGAAGAAACAGCAAGACAGGAGAAAAAAACGGCGAUUAUUAAACUUAGAAUAAAAAAUAAAGAUUUUAAUAGUAGUGUUAAUUCAAAAGGUAAAGAAACGGCGACUUAUAAAGGUAAAUCGAAAGUUGUAACAUCAACCAAAUCAAAAAAAGCAAAGAAGCAAGAGGGAACAAAAGCGCCACAGUAUGUCCCGGGUAAUAUCGAUAAACUCGCUAGUAUGCAUCCCGAUAAUUACUGGCAAUUUCAUGCGGAAAGCAACACCGGAAUGAUAAAUUAUAUUAACGUUCAAUAUCCACUUCAAUUGAUCAAUGUCGAUGUGCGAGAUCAGGGUCCUAUCACUGGAAUGACUUUGUCCCCAGAUGGAACAAUGCUCGUAACAUUUUGUAAUGUAGGAGCUGCAAGAAUUUGGGAUACAAGAGAGUUCAAAUUGAUUCAAAAAUUAAGGGACACCGAGGAAAAGAAUAUAGAUGAAUUUUUCGUCGGGAAAUUCAUUCACGACCAAACGCGUCUUGUUGUUGGUGGCAAAUUGAAAGAUCGGAACCGAUGGUCUGAGGAAGAUGACGAUAAUCACAUUUUACCGUGUCCUUUAAAGAUUUUUGAUACCAUCUCUGGAAAAGUUAUCGUAAGACUUGAAGGACAUUCCGAAGAAGUUUUAUGUAUAAAGAAUAUUUUGUUUAAGGGAGAACCCUAUUUUCUAACUACCAGUCAGGAUGGUUAUAUUAUCAAAUGGAAAUUACAAGAUGAUUGGACAACUCUCAUCAAUAAAACGCGAAUGGAAGACGGUAUUACGUGCAUGGCAUUCACUGUUUCAUUUGUUCCAAAUACUGGAAACAGAUAUUUUAUGGCUGCAACAGAUGAACAUGUUCGAUUGUAUGAUUUUGAUGCAGCACAGCUUGUACAAACAUUUUCCGGAAAUAUGUAUUCCCAAUAUUGUGACUGCGCCAAAUUUAUAUAUCCCGUUGAACCGUUGGAAGAAGAUUCAGAUUAUAACGAUAACGUACAAGAAAGUAGCAGUAAAGCUACAAAGAAACCAUUGAAACCAAAAUUUGCUUAUCUUAUUACGCGUGGUGUAGAAAUUUUGGACGCAGAAGGUGGUAAAAUAGCAUCAAGAGUUAACGUUUGUAUUUUACACAAGUUAAUUUUUCCAACGAAAAAGGGUGGAUCGUUUACACUUGAAGAAAUAAGAAGAUAUUAUCACAAAGAUUAUCAUUCUAAUUCAUGGCUCAUAAAGAUAUCUUCAAAUGGACGAUAUAUUGCUGCGCCGACUAUGGAUGGUGGAGUAUUUAUAUUCAAUUUAAGAACUGGACAAGUUACAAGUAUAUUAAGAGAUUAUGAUGACUUGGAAGUGAGAGAUGUAAUUUUUCAUCCAUGGAAACCAUUAUUAUUUACUUAUGGUUGUGUUAAAAUAUACACAUAUAGUUUUCUUGAAAAUAAUGAAUCCAAAGACGUCGAAAUUGAAAAGGAAGAUUAA